AUGGCUCCUUUAUUAGACAACCCAAAUGACGCAGUAUUACCAGAUUUCAGGACAGCUGAUCACACAACAGCCAGGGCUAGACUCGUAGCCAACAGUGUCGGCAAUGAUGCUCAAGCAGCAGAGCUUUUAGCAACCUUGUGGACGUUAAACAACAAUACAGCCAGAGAGCUCUGGGCAGAGCAAAUUGAAGAAGCUGCUAGAGAUGCCAAAGAACAAACCAUCGCGGAUGAACAAGAAGCAGCUCACAAAGAGGAACAAAAGAAAAACAAGUCCAAAUUCGUUCCUGUAGGCAACUCCAAGGUUCCUUCCAUACCAGUCAUCAUCCUGUCUCACUAUGCCGUGCAGAAGUUGAAAGCAGGAGAGUAUUGUGAGCUCUACUAUUUCACUAAUAAAGGCUGA
This is a messenger RNA of Suillus discolor, 399 nucleotides long. RefSeq lists its product as uncharacterized. NCBI's taxonomy places the organism in Eukaryota, Fungi, Basidiomycota, Agaricomycetes, Boletales, Suillaceae. The record is from RefSeq and is a predicted model, not a curated record. The coding region runs from base 1 to 399 and encodes 132 amino acids. The transcript is spliced from 2 exons.